Molecule: messenger RNA, 3856 nt
Organism: Aureobasidium pullulans EXF-150
Lineage: Eukaryota; Fungi; Ascomycota; Dothideomycetes; Dothideales; Saccotheciaceae
Exons: 4
Coding region: 20-3649 (1209 amino acids)
Source: RefSeq, a predicted model, not a curated record
GAUUUAUACCUCCGGCAAUAUGUUGUCCAUACCAAGCUCGGAUUCGUUCAACAAAGCCCACGAUGGCCGUCAAUUGCGAUCCACUGUUUCUGAACAAUCAAUUGAGCUCUCAAUAUGGAACGAAGAUGACAAAAAAGCCUUGGUCUCCCCAAAAUCAAACAAGUCCUGGAAGCCUUUGACUCAGAAGGCAUUUUUUCUGGUCCCUACGAUUCUGGCUUCUGGAGCAUUGAUCGCUGUCCUACAAGUAUAUCUGAUACGAAGCGAACAGGAUGCCGGCAUCCUGUUCGCCUCAAAAAUCAGUGCCCUACCUCUGAAUCAGACUUUCUCAUACCUCUAUUUGCCAACCAUCAUAUCUUUGGUCCUCAGUUUCGUCUGGACCUGGAUCGAUCUCGACAUCAAAAGGCUUCAACCAUACGUCCAACUGUCGAGAGAUGGUGGUGCACUUGGAAAUGACUCGAUACUGAUGCAUUAUCCUUUCGACUUUGUGGCAUCCGUGCCCUUCACAGCUGUUAGAAGACGGCAUUGGCCUGUAUUCUCAGCUUCUCUGGCUGUGGUCAUCAUUUUUUGGGGGCUCACACCGCUGCAGUCUAGUAUUUUUGCAACAAAGAUGAUCGAGAAGACUCUGCAAGUUACUACUGUCACGUCGUCGUCGUAUCUAUCCUUACGAGACCAAAAGACCACCCUUACGGGUUCCUAUGCCCAAUCAGUCUACAACAUUGCUUGGUUGAACGAAAGCCUGCCACCUUUCAUGAGCAGACAAGGCAUAAUUGCUCCUUUCUCCCUAUUAGACGACAACACCAGGACGGAAACCUCUGAAACUUGGACUGCACGCACACACUUUUAUUCAGUUGAUAUAAACUGCGAAAGUCCGACCUAUGACGAGUAUGACAUUAUCAGCACGUCUGGGUGCAGAUACUACAUUGCCAACACGAAUCUGCCGUCGAAGACUAAAGACGACCAAUACAACAGUCUUUACGUGGGCUAUUGGUACGAAGAGAGUAUGGACUCUUACCUUCGAGGCAGUUGUCCGGAUCAAGCAAAUCAAACUUUCUUGUUACGAUGGUCACGCGGCCGUAAGAAUCUCACAGAUUCGACAAAUUCGCCAUACCCUCUCGAAGGUACCACGCUCUGGUGCAAACCCACUUACUACCAGCAAGAGGUGAAUGCUACUAUCGCGCCUCCGAGCAUGAGCGUACUAAACAUCGCAGCGAUUGGUCCUAAAGAGCCUCUACCUGCCGAUCUAGUCAACAUUACUGACUUUGAGUGGAGCUUGAGCCAAGGCUACGAAGUGAACAACAAUCGGGGGCACUAUCCGACAUCAACAUGGCCCACUCCUUACGAUCAACUUCAUUCUCACUUUCCGGAACUAUAUUGGGACAUCUAUUUGCCGACUUUAGCUAGUUUUGCACUUGGCGCAUAUCAGCGGCCCGUCGCGGACUAUCUCGAUCCGGAGGUUCUCAAAGAUUCAUACCAGGCUGCGUACCGUCUGCUACUGGCAAGGAAGCUGGCUGAUAUUCUACUGUCGGAUUUUGAAGAUGGGAAACAAUCGCCUGGAACACGGCAUUACAGUACCCAAGCCCUCAUCAUGGUACCCACCUUCGUCUAUGUGGUUGAAGGCUUACUAGCAAUGACCAUCGUUGCUGCUCUCACAGUCAUCUCCAUACCUUCGUGGAGAAAAACUAACCUGGUCUCCGAACCUGCAAGUUUAGCAGCUAUGAUGGCGCUAUCAGGCAAUGAUUCCCGCCUAGUUCAGACUAUGAGCGGUAAAGAUUGUGCGACAUCAACAGAGUUAGAAAAUUCUUAUCGACACACCACCUUUGCCUUGAGAAACUGUCACCAAGGGCCGACACUUUGCUGUAUCGACCCGGAUCUCAAAACUACCAGCGUAGUACGUGCGAAGUCUGCUAGACCUAUCUUGCCAGUGGAGCUAUCGUGGUAUUUCGGAUCUGGCUUCCUCGGCCUGCAGUUGUUGGUCAUAGUCGCGCUUGUGUUUACGUAUAUCCGCACGCAUCGAGACAAUGGCUUACCACUUCCAUCCACCUCAAUCUUCAUUAACCAAAUCCUGGUAAAAUAUCUACCAAUGGUUGUCGGUGCCUUCUUUGAGCCAAUCUUCACAUGGCUUACGAGAACGCUAUGCAUGCUCCAGCCCUACGAGAAACUUCGCAAGGGUAACACACCGCCCUCCCGAGCACUCACCGUGGACUAUGAUUCACUGCCGCCUCAGGCUAUAUUGUUUAGGGCGUUGAAGGCUGGGAGCAUUUCUCUUGCUUCAGUCUGCUGCAUCAUGACUUUGUUGGCAAAUGUACUAUCGGUGGCCUUCAGUAACGUCCUACACGAACGUCAGACUACGAUUUUGACACCCCAGAAUUUUACAGCCGAUCAUCGUCUUCCUCUCAGCGGCUCCAACAUCCCCAACUCGACGUAUGACCAUUACUACAUUGCAAUGUCCAAUCUCACAGCUGGAACACCGUUGCCCGCGUGGACGGACGAGAAAUUCUUCUAUGUACCGUUCGGGGGAUUAGAGUCACGCAAUACAUCCACGGCAUUGUACCAAGCGCGGACGCCCGCUGUGAGUGCUUCAUUACAAUGUUAUUCUUUACGCCAGACGAGACAUGGUGAGAGGUUGACCUGGGACAUUCCGGCCGAUAGUCCUACGUGCAACUCUAGCUCGUUAUUCACUCAUGGUAGCUUCCAAUCACGGGUGCCAGAAGCCCUGGAGUACACGAGUCUUUGGCCAUCGCGGUUUGGCGCCGAUAUCUCGGACUGCGAAUUGACAGUCCAAGCUGGAUGGGGAAGGUCGUCGCUCGUAUCUACAGCAGAUCCCGUGAACGCAUCUUGGCUUGGGUGCAAACCCGAGUUACGCAUCGAGCUACGUGAAGUUACCGUUGACAGCCGAGGGCUGGUACAAUACUCCGAACCAACAGACGAUAUACUGGAUAGUCGAGAGCAGCUCUUCGAGCCUAACGCCAAGAGCAUUAUUGAUGCAUUCCAUAUACUACUUGGAAGUUCGAACACUCCCGAGUAUCCGUUUCACUCCGCUGCUGGCGGUGCCCACAAUGAUUCAUACCCGAGCGACUUCCUCAACUAUCUCAUGGCUCAAGCAUUGAACAGCUCGGCGAUAUUGGAUCCACACUUGCCACCGCCGACCUUCGAUACGACUGCACCUGUUCUGGAAGCUUUGUAUACUCGCUUGUUCGCUAUCGUACUUGGAACGCACGUCUCAGCCGUUCUCGAAAAGAAUAACGAGACUGCUCUGGUCACUGGUUUUGUUGUGGCCCCGGAAACGCGAGUCUUCGUGUCGGAACCCAUGUUCCUCGUGUCUGUGGCGAUACUAGGAAUAUACAUAUUGUUCACUAUCGUGCUGUACGUCUGUCGACCUUGGAAGAUGCUGCCUCGCAUGCCCACGACAAUCGCCAGUCAAAUCGCUUUCUUUGCUGCCAGCCAUGCUAUGCACGAUCUUGCAGACACGUCGAGCAUGUCAGAGAAGGAGCGCAACUCGCAAAUGAUUGGACCAAGACAAAGAUAUGGAUAUGGACGAUUUGUGGGCACAGAUGGAAAGGUACACAUCGGCAUUGAAAGAGAGCCUCUCGUGCAGGCUCUCAACAAGCAAGACUUGCGGACCAUGCAAAAAGAUGUCAUAUCAGACUGAGGUCGAGUCUUUUCGAGAGCCUCAUCGAAGCGCCCUAUCAUACGAGCCUUGCACUAGAAAAACGUAUACAAUCACAUGAGGUGACCACAAGAACAUGUCUGCUAUUGACAGCGGCAAUGCCCUCGCGAGACGGGCGUCUCCAGAGACAAUAGCACAACACAUGCUUCCAAUAAAAGCUCGUAUAACCACUUUGCAAGGCAUGCAGGC